CUCCUACAACACUUGUCCCAUUUCUCUCUCUCUCUCUGAAAUGGAAGGGAAAGUAAAAAAUGCAUUUUUCUCUUCCUUAUUGGCGGUGUUUCUCUGUGUCAACACCGCUUCCGGUGACCCAUUUCAGUUCCAAACCCAUACUCUAGUCCUCCGUUCCCUCCCCCACACACCACCCACACUCGCUUGGCCCGAAUCCGAGACCAAAGGGUCGGAACCGGAUUCCUCCACUAACCUUUCCUUUCAACUCCACCACAUAGACUCUCUCUCCUUCAACAAAACCCCAGAACAACUCUUCCACCUUAGGCUCCAAAGAGACUCUGCCAGGGUCAAAACCUUCACUUCCAUUGUUUCAGCAGCUCUCAACAAAACCCAAGUUCCCGGAUCCGGGUCGGGUUUCAGCAGCUCCGUAAUUUCGGGUCUCGCACAGGGAAGUGGCGAGUACUUCACGCGCCUGGGCGUGGGCACGCCCCCGAGGUACGUGUACAUGGUGCUCGACACAGGAAGCGACGUCAUUUGGCUUCAGUGCGCGCCUUGCAAAAAAUGCUAUUCCCAAACCGACCCGGUUUUCGACCCGUCAAAAUCCAAGUCCUUCGCUGGAAUCCCCUGCGGGUCCCCCCUCUGCCGCCGGCUGGACUCGCCGGGAUGCAACCAGAAGAAUGCUUGCCAGUACGAGGUCUCCUACGGCGACGGUUCCUUCACCUCCGGCGACUUCUCCACCGAGACGUUAACGUUCCGACGCACCGCCGUGUCGCGCGUGGCCCUCGGCUGCGGCCACGACAACGAGGGCCUCUUUGUCGGCGCCGCCGGUUUGUUAGGUCUGGGCCGUGGCGGAUUUUCUUUUCCUAGCCAAACCGGAAACCGGUUCAACCAGAAAUUUUCUUACUGUUUAGUGGACCGAACCGCUUCCGCUAAACCGUCUUCGGUUGUUUUUGGUGACUUGGCCAUCUCGCGAACCGCCCGGUUCACCCCUUUACUCAAGAACCCUAAGCUUGACACCUUUUAUUACGUUGAGCUACUAGGAAUCAGCGUGGGCGGUGCGCCGGUUCGCGGCAUUUCGGCUUCGCUUUUUCGGCUCGACCCGACCGGGAAUGGCGGCAUUAUUAUCGACUCGGGUACGUCCGUGACUCGGCUAACUCGCCCUGCUUACGUGGCGCUUAGAAAUGCUUUUCGGGUUGGGGCGGCACAUUUGAAGCGGGCACCCGAAUUCUCGCUUUUUGACACGUGCUUUGAUCUUUCGGGUCUGACGGAGGUUAAGGUUCCCACGGUGGUGCUGCACUUCCGGGGUGCUGACGUGUCAUUGCCCGCGGCCAAUUAUCUGAUUCCGGUGGAUACCAGUGGGAGUUUUUGCUUUGCGUUCGCCGGAACGAUGAGUGGGUUGUCCAUUAUUGGGAAUAUUCAGCAGCAAGGGUUCCGGGUCGUGUAUGACUUGGCCGGUUCUCGGGUCGGGUUUGCCCCGCGGGGGUGCGCAUGAGUGAGUGAAUGUCAGUUAGGGACAAACUCUUUCUCAUGUUUUUUACUUAAAAAAAGAUUAUUGGCUUAUUUUAAUUUAUGUGGAAUUAAUAGAGAUUAGAAAAGGUAGAUGAAUAUGUUAA
Molecule: messenger RNA, 1592 nt
Organism: Abrus precatorius (Indian licorice)
Lineage: Eukaryota; Viridiplantae; Streptophyta; Magnoliopsida; Fabales; Fabaceae
Product: aspartyl protease family protein 2-like
Exons: 1
Coding region: 41-1471 (476 amino acids)
Biological process (GO): proteolysis
Molecular function (GO): aspartic-type endopeptidase activity
Source: RefSeq, a predicted model, not a curated record